UUCAUUAAGUUCAUGCUGUCAUCGGACAUUCAGCGAAAAAAAUCCAUCGGCAUUCGAGAGUGUAAACUUUCCACAGAACUAACCAAAAAACUUGCCGAAAAUGCUGAUCAAAGUCAAGACACUGACGGGGAAAGAGAUCGAAAUCGAUAUCGAACCCACAGACAAAGUCGAGAGGAUCAAGGAAAGAGUCGAAGAAAAAGAGGGCAUUCCUCCUCAGCAACAGAGAUUAAUCUUUUCAGGGAAACAAAUGAAUGAUGAAAAAACUGCUCAGGAUUAUAAAGUGCAAGGUGGUUCUGUCCUCCACUUGGUACUUGCGUUGAGAGGUGGCUUCUAGUACGAAAGGAAAAAUACUUGCGAUUCUGGUCUUACAGUUUCUUCUCCAACGAUCAACUACUGCGAUCAGGAGAAAUCCAGAGAGAACGAGUCAGCAGUCCUUCACAAUACUUCAGCAGACAUUCAAUUCGCUAUAAUAUUUUGGACUUACAUUAUCUAAGGAGAAUACCUCUGUAACUUAAUUUCAAAUAUGGAUUAAAUUGUUUAAUUAAA
Messenger RNA from Fopius arisanus, 546 nucleotides. It is a transcript of the gene Nedd8, whose product is annotated as Nedd8 ubiquitin like modifier. Gene Ontology annotation, molecular function: protein tag activity; ubiquitin protein ligase binding. The record is from RefSeq and is a predicted model, not a curated record. Gene Ontology annotation, cellular component: cytoplasm; nucleus. Gene Ontology annotation, biological process: protein neddylation; regulation of proteolysis; modification-dependent protein catabolic process. Bases 101 to 334 code for a protein of 77 amino acids. Lineage: Eukaryota; Metazoa; Arthropoda; Insecta; Hymenoptera; Braconidae. The transcript has 4 exons.